ACAAUGAAAAUGGCCGCCGCUGUGAAUGUGAAUUAUUCUUUGUUGAGAAAAUGUAUGGGAGGGGAAACUGUAUUCAAAGAUAUGACGGAACACACAGCCAGCUUUAAUUCUAGACUGUCACUUGAAAGAAAGCUGAGGCUGCCCUUCCUAGAUUCUCAGACAGGUGUUGCACAGAACCACACUAACUUGUGGCACCCCUACAGGUGUAGAAAUCCAGGCAGUAGAUAUGGUGAGAUGUAUUCCUACCCUGCUCAACGCUGGAAGAAGAAGAAGCGAUUGGCCUUUAUGACAUCUUCAGCAGAUGUUAGUGUUACAAAGGCCAGUGACAUAGAGACUGGAGAAGCAGAUAUGCACCAGAUCAGUACUGUUGAGAACCCUGCUAUCCGAGGAGAGAUGCAUGUAGAAGAUCUUGAGUACAAAAGCGAAUCAAGUAAGGACCGUUGGUAUGAUGAGUACGACAAUCUUAGUGAACCACCAGAUGCCGGAGAAAUGGUGGAUGAUCAGUCAGAUAUAAGUGACUAUGAGGAAACUUACAUCAAAAAGAAAAAGAAGAAGUCAAACCGUGGACGAAAGAAAAACACUGAGAAGGAUGUGAAUGCUCCUGAGGAAAAGGAAAAACCAUAUGCAUGUGGAGCUUGUGGUGCUCGCUACAAGACGCGGCCUGGACUGGCCUACCAUUACACUCACUUCCAUAACGGCAUGCUGGAUGAGGAGGUGCUUCCCCCCACUUCUCCCAAGCCCGCCACACGGACCAGCAGCCGUACUGCCAACAAAAAUAACCUCGAUGACAAGAUUUCUGCCAAUAACUAUUGUGACUUCUGUCUGGGGGACUCCUUGGAGAACAAAAAGAGUAAUCAGCCAGAGGAGUUAGUUUCCUGUAGUGACUGUGGAAGAUCAGGUCAUCCAACUUGUCUGCAGUUCACCAACAAUAUGAUCGUGUCUGUGAAGAAAUAUCCUUGGCAGUGUAUUGAGUGUAAAUCCUGUGGACUGUGUGGCACCUCUGACAAUGAUGAGCAGCUGCUGUUUUGUGAUGACUGUGACAGGGGAUACCACAUGUACUGCCUCAACCCACCUCUCACUGAACCCCCAGAGGGCAAUUGGAGUUGUCAUUUGUGUAUUGAAGAAUUCCAUGGUGGGAAGAAACCAGCAGGGAUGCAAUGAUAUGAAGUCGUGGAAUAUUUGUUGGUGAGACUGACAAGAAUUAUGUUCUGAUGUUACACACCCUGUGUGGAGGAAGGCGACAAGAGGAUUGUGGUAGACACAUGUUUUGUGGGAUUGUAAUGUCUUAUUAGACAUAUGUAUAUUUAAGGAAAUAAGAAGAUUGUGUCUUACCGAAGUACUGUAGGAGGAAACAGAAAGAUUGUUGAUGACCCAAGUACUGUAGAAGGUGGCAAGAGGAUUGUGGACGACCCAAGUACUAUAGAAGGCAACAAGAGGAUUGUGGUUGACCCAAGUACUGUAGAAGGAGACGAGGAUUGUGGUUGACCAAAGUACUGUAGAAGGAGACAAGGAUUGUGGUUGACCAAAGUACUAAAGAAGGCAACAAGAGGACUGUGGUUGACCAAAGUACUGUAGAAGGAGACGAGGAUUGUGGGAGGGGACAGUUGUAUUGUGGGAGACCAGAGGAUCGUAGGAGGGGACAGUUAUAUUGUGGGAGACAAGAGGAUUGUGGGAGGGGACAGUUGUAUUGUGGGAGACAAGAGGAUCGUAGGAGGGGACAGUUGUAUUGAGGGAGACAAGAGGAUUGUGGGAGGGGACAGUUGUAUUGUGGGAGACAAGAGGAUUGUGGGAGGGGACAGUUGUAUUGUGGGAGACAAGAGGAUUGUGGGAGGGGACAGUUGUAUUGUGGGAGACAAGAGGAUUGUGGGAGGGGACAGUUGUAUUGUGGGAGACAAGAGGAUUGUGGGAGGGGACAGUUGUAUUGUGGGAGACAAGAGGAUUGUGGGAGGGGACAGUUGUAUUGUGGGAGACAAGAGGAUUGUGGGAGGGGACAGUUGUAUUGUGGGAGACAAGAGGAUUGU
Messenger RNA from Ylistrum balloti, 2021 nucleotides. RefSeq names its product zinc finger protein DPF3-like. Bases 4 to 1161 code for a protein of 385 amino acids. The transcript is spliced from 10 exons. NCBI's taxonomy places the organism in Eukaryota, Metazoa, Mollusca, Bivalvia, Pectinida, Pectinidae. The record is from RefSeq and is a predicted model, not a curated record. Gene Ontology annotation, cellular component: nBAF complex. Gene Ontology annotation, biological process: nervous system development.